AUGGGAACAAAGCAAAAAAGAUUGGAUUCAUUUUUCACACGUAAUGUCUUACCAAGAGGUGAAGAGAAAAACACGACAUCAUCAUCAUUACCGGUUGGGAACCCUCAAGCACCUCCAGAAGAUGGUAACCCUCUACCAUCUUCAAUGGCUAAGAGCCCUACACCAUUUUCAACGGUUAAGAAUCCUACAUUUUGUUCUAUUGAACAUGAUCCUGGCCUACAUCUACCUAUAUGGAAAUAUGCAGCCAAUAUGAAGGAUGAAAUCAGACGAGCAUACUUAAGAUCGGGCCACAUCAACUUGUGUUGCCUAAAUAUCCUCCAUCUGGUUCAAAAAGUCAUCCACGACGUUUUCAGACUAAAUGAGUCAAAUACCCAUAAUGGCCAUGAUGCAUUUACAACCAAUGGUUUUAAAAACUGGAACAAAGUUAAAGGGAAACAUUAUUCAUUUUUGAAACACAAUGGAGAUAUACCAAACUCUCAACAUUAUAAUGUUGUGCGAUUUUGUGAUACUUUGAUGAAUCAAUCAGGGAUUUCAUUUAGGGGGCAUGAUGAGAAAAUUGAUUCAAACAAUCGUGGUAACUUCAUUGAGUUAAUCAAACACACAACUUCUUACAAUGAAGAGGUUGCAGGUGUCGUUUUAGAAAAUGCACCCGGCAACGCGAAAUACACUUCACCUGAGAUAGUUGAAGAUAUUUGUGAUGCUAAAUACUGCAUAAUCGUGGAUGAGGCAAGUGAUGAAAGUAAGAAAGAACAAAUGGCCAUUGUUCUUAGAUAUGUUGACAAGAAAGGUAACAUACAAGAACAAUUAUUUGAUCUUGUCCAUCUUGUUGUUGAGAAUCUUCGUGGACAGGGGUAUGAUGGAGCUAGCAACAUGUGUGGUGAAUGGAAGGGAUUACAAGCAUUAUUCCUUAAGGAUUAUCCAUGUGCUUAUUAUAUACAUUGUAUGGCUCAUCGGUUACAACUUGCAUUGGUUGCAGCAGCUAGAGAAGUAAGCUUUGUACAUGAAUUUUUCCAAAAUUUAUCUUUCUUUGUGAAUGCCGUUGGUGCUUCUUGUAAAUGCCAAGAUGAGCUACAAGCUGCUCAAGCUGCUGAAAUUGCAGAAUUGUUAAUUGCUACUUUAAAGCGUGACGGGGACACUCGUUAG
Molecule: messenger RNA, 1143 nt
Organism: Lactuca sativa (garden lettuce)
Lineage: Eukaryota; Viridiplantae; Streptophyta; Magnoliopsida; Asterales; Asteraceae
Source: RefSeq, a predicted model, not a curated record